AUGCCGGCUGCCAGGACCGUGCUGGGCGGGCAGGGGGCCGGCGGCUCGCCGCUCCGGAGGGAUGGCCCCGACGUGCCACCCCGGGGGGCCUGGUGCCCGAAGCCGUCCAGAGCGACAACAACCACAGCAGCCACAGCCACCACAACAGCCACCACCCCCACCACCAUCACCACCACCACCACCACCACCACCACCCGCCGCCGCAGCAGCAGCCCCAGCGAGCCGCCGCGGCCGAGGAGGAGGACGAGGAGAAAGGCCAGCUCCUCCUGCCGCCCCCCGCCGCCGCCGCCGCCGCCGCACCAGGAGCUGGCCCCCGCCGCCGCCGCCGCCCGGCCGGCCAUGGUGUCCAGCAUGGCCUCGCUGCUGGACGGCGCCGCCGAGUACCGGCCCGAGCUCUCCAUCCCGCUGCACCACGCCAUGAGCGUGCCCUGCGAGUCCUCGCCGCCCGGCAUGGGCAUGAGCAGCACCUACACCACCCUGACGCCACUCCAGCCCCUGCCGCCCAUCUCCACCGUCUCCGACAAGUUCCACCACCCGCACGCCCACCCGCACGCCCACCACCACCACCAGCGCCUCUCGGGCAACGUCGGCGGCGGCUUCGCCCUCAUGCGGGACGAGCGCGGGCUGCCGGCCGUCAACAACCUCUACGGGCCCUACAAGGAGAUGCCCGGCAUGGGGCAGAGCCUCUCGCCGCUGGGCAACGGGCUGGGCCCCCUCCACAACGCCCAGCAGGGCCUCCACGGCUACGGGCCGCCCGGCCACGAGAAGAUGCUCGGCCCCAACUUCGACGCCCACGCCGCCAUGCUGGCUCGGGGGGAGCAGCACCUCUCCCGGGGGCUGGGCACCCCCCCGGCCAUGAUGCCCCACCUGAACGGCAUGCACCACCCCGCGCACCCGGGCCACCCGCCGCCCCACGGGCCCGCGCUGCCCGCCGGCCGGGAGCGGCCGCCCUCCUCCUCCUCCGCCUGCAAACGCAAAGAGCAAGAGCCGAACAAAGAGCGGAACAACUCCCAGAAGAAAUCUCGCCUGGUUUUCACGGACCUCCAGCGCCGCACGCUUUUCGCCAUCUUCAAGGAGAACAAGCGCCCUUCCAAAGAAAUGCAGAUCACCAUCUCCCAGCAGCUGGGCCUGGAGCUCACCACCGUCAGCAACUUCUUCAUGAACGCCCGCCGGCGCAGCCUGGAGAAGUGGCAGGACGACCUGAGCUCCGGGGGCUCCUCCUCGGCCCCCAGCACCUGCACCAAGGCGUGACGGGGAGGGGGCGGCGCGGCACGGCACGGCACGGCACGGCGGGGCCCUUCACUGGUGACUUAAAGCACAAUCCUCCUGGAACCCACCCCCAGCCCGGCUCUAGCAGAGGACACUUCUUCACAGCUUCUAGUCAGUCUCAGCGGGCGCCUGGCGAGCGGUCACCUCUCUCUGCAAUGCCAUGCUCAGGGCGGGCGAAGCAGGUUGGAAACGUCGGGGAGCCCCCCGUGAGGCAAGUUUCUCCUGAGCCCCAAAGAGCCCCGGCCAGCGGGGGUGCCACUGCCAGCCCGGGCAACCUGCCCGUGCCCAGCGCUUGCCCGCGGGGCGCCGGUGCUGGCCACACCGCCCUGCGCCAACGCUCGCCGCCCCGGGGCGGCCGCGCCAGAACCGAGCACAAAGUCUGACACGUAGACGCUAAAGAACCCGAGAAUCUGUUUUUAAAACUCAGGCAUGGUUUUGUUAAAACAAAAAAAAAAGAACAAAUUUAAUUUUUUAAUUUUUUUUGUUUUGGGGGUUUUUUUUGUUUUUUUUUUUUAAUUCAAUCAGUGAGUACAGCUCGAUCUCGGAUCAGAACCCUUCAGUUCAGUUGAGCUCACAGUAUCAAGCACAAAGCCAGUAGCUGCAGAGAUAGGUACGAUCCCGGCCCGGCUGCGGCGGCGCUUCGGGGGGCAGCCCCGUGGCCCCCAGCCCAGCCCGCAGUCGGUCACAAGCUCUGUGGUUGUACCUACCGCAGACGCACACUCAGGAGGUCCACUUAACUGCUACAGUGCAUGGAACAAACACCACGUUUUUUGGAAGAUCUAGAUUUUUUUAGGUCGUUAAGAUGUCCUUUUUAGUUGCCAGCCAGGAAUCUAAUUUCUCCUCGACAGUGUUCUUGUUACUGAAACGCGUUUAGCGUUCCAUGUAUUUUUCUUUGGGUUUUUUUCGGUACUUUCAAGCAGGAAAAAAACCAGAAACGAGCCCUUCAGAUGCCACUGACCACUUUAGAUGUGCCGCGUAUGACUUCGCUAUGCCACCUAAACCUCUUGCAUCCCUAAGUUCCUUUCGCCCUCCAGCUGCCCAGGCUGGUGGGGACUCAGCACACCAAAGAGACAGGACUACUGCAAGCCAAAGAUGUUUGUAACUUGCCAUUUUUCUCCUCGCCACGGCUGGUGCGGGCGGUCGGGUGGCGAUGGGGAAGCCUCACAAGCUCCAGUUGGGCCCCCUCUCCACCUGCGGCGGGCCGGUAGCCCGGGUGAGCCGAUGCCGAGCCCCCCCAUGCCCAGCAGCCCCCCCGGCACGGCCACGGCCGCUCCACCUGCGCCUUCUCCAGUGACCGGCCCCCCGCCGCGCCGGCAGGGACCCCCGCAGCAGAGCCCAGGGCGGCCGCGGCUCUUUAGAGACACUUGAGACUUUUUUUAUGUACUACUUAAUCGAAACCAAAGAAACGUUUUCUGCACCUACUUCUUCUGCAACAAACUGUUCCAUUUAAAAAUAAAAUUAAAAUAAAAUUAAAAAAAAAAUAAAGAAAAAAACCAAGGAAGCACGUCAGGAAGCAAACGAGUAACACACUGUGUUUUGACAGACAUCUUGGACAUUUUAGGAAGCAGAUCUCAAAGAAAGGGUUGACAAGAACAAGAACAAAGCAAAGCCAGUACGAUUGCUGCUUCGUUUGACAACUCAGUCAUCUUAAAGUUGAAGAUUGUCUUUAAUUUGUGCCUAUGCAGUUUUUUCAAAAGAACAAGGAACAGAGCAACCAAAACCUCAACAGCUACAAUACCAAAGAUGAGGAUUCUCACUACUUUUGUUUCAGUUCAUUGUCUCCUCUUGCACGACUGAAUGCGUAUAGCCCCACUGAUCUGUGUACAGGUAACCACUUCUGUUUCUUCGAGCAACCAAAAGGGUGGGUUUAUUUAUGUUUUUCCUGCUUCUGCCUCACACGGGAUCUCUCCGAGAGCUGCAUGGACUCCAAGCGCAAGAUGUUGGGAUACUACACUGGUAUGUCUCUUCUCUCCACAGCCACGUAGGAGGAACGUGUCCCUUGGCUAUGACUUGUUUUGUCGGGUAGAAUCAGUCUCCUGUAUGUCUAGAGCUUUGAACACCCAUCCUUCUGUACGUGAAAUCGGUUGAGUUGAACCUACACCCUUCCUUCUCUUCCCCAGGGAUAAAACUUGCAAUAUGUAUGUACCCAUUUGUGUCAUUGUAAGUGCUGACCACCAUCACCACCGCCUGGUUCACUGAGAUCAGACCCCGACCUGAACCAAAACGGAGAUUUCAGCAGUUCACGUGGCAGUUCAGCAAUUCGUUUUGAUGUAUUACACACGUUAUGUUGGUUGGUCGAAGUCAUGAUGACCCAAGUCACGACAUGCAGACCUGGGGCCAAUUUUCUCUUCCGAGCUGGAGCACCAUGGUACCGUUGUGCUCCAUCUCUGCAUUUACAUGAAGGCUUCUUUUUGAGUACUUUGCAAAACUGCUGCAGUCAUCUUCCAAUGUUUGCAUUUAAAAAAAAAAAGAAAGAAAGAAAAUCAAAAACCUUGUCUGCUCAGGACAGGAGAGGUUUCUGAGGAAUAAAUUCAGGAUCCUCCCAGCAAGACUGACAGCACGUACCAGCUCUGGGAAUUGAAACACAGAUUUCCCAGAAAGAUUGUGCAUGAUUCAAAAAUGACCUAAAGAAGCCUGGUAAUCAGACACGGACUAAAGCUGCCAAAAAGUGGUUCAGGUCUGGGCUGAUGCGCUGUAGGGCAGCGCCCGGCUGAAGUGGUUUGGUCAUGUUGAAGUUUCACCCUCGUUCCCAUCCAAGAGGGUCCACUCAAAGCAGCCCCUCCCUGUGCAUUUUGAAGGUGGCAUUGCCCCCACGGGAGAUGUCUCACUCUGAAAGUGUCCCUGCAGCGUUCAUCCCAAUAACACUAACGAAGUAAGUCUAGAUCAAUUACUGAAUUAUUAAAAAAAAAAAUAUCUUUGAUGAAAUCAUUAAUUCUGUCCAAAAUUGUGGACUUUUUGUUAUGCAAUAUUAUGGCUGAAGUUUUUGCUUCGAUGUUUCAGAGGCUGACCCUCAAUCUCAGCCCGGGACAGUAGAAUCCCACCACACAGCCUGAGGUCCACCUGGCUGCGUUUGCUGACCUGGCAGCAUCUGCUGAGCAAAAAGGCAUGGGCGCUGCAGGGACAGCCAUGCCCACCUUUCCUCCACGGUUUUCUAAAGCCACUUUCACCUGAACGUCUGAAAACUCCGCUGCAUUUUUUAUCCCUGCAUCUUCCAUGUCCCUGUGUUGCGUCUUCCAUGUCCCUGUCACCUCUUGUAGGCUUUUGUGUCACAGCUGUCCCAGCAGAGGAGUGUCGAUGGCACACCCUGUGGGUAGAUAGAUUUGUAUGUACAGGUAUGAGCAGAACACGCCCUCUGUUCUGCCCGUGCUAAAAACAAACCUCAAAUAGAUACAUUACGUUUAUAUACCAUAUAUUUAUGAAUCUAUAGAGCCGUGUAACGAAACUUCUUCCUUUUAUUUAUUCUGAUACGAAAGACUGGUGUGUACAGAUAGUAUCCCAGCAUCUUCUGCACCCUGUGCUUGGAGUUACUACCAUGGGCACAUCCGAGAUGAAUUCAACUUUCAAGAAACCUUGGAUAUUGCUUAAUCAUCCACCAAGGAACAAAGAAUGUGCUUGAUGACUUCGGUUGAAUAGCUUUAUUCUAGAUCUCUCUUACCUAAAGCUGAAUCCAAAGACCUGAGAAGGACUAAACCAGCAAACCCACGCUCUCACACCUGCGGGGGGGAACAGGGAUCUCCUCUUCCAGAGCGAGACACGGUAACGACACGGGAUCGCGAGGAGCGUGCGAGCUUCGGACACAAACCAAUGCUUUUCUUGCUUGUCACCAUACCUAAGUAUUUUUGAGACAUGGGGAAACUUUAUACUCGGCCUCCUUUAUAUUUAUUAAGGGGAAUUUUUAUUGUUUAAAUUUUUUAAAAAGGUAAAGCUUAAAAUGGUUUUAUUUUUUUCCAGACGCUUGUGGGUUUUAACCCAAUAUAUUAUCUAUCAAUAAUGUAAUUUAUUUAAUUUAGUCUUAGAGCGGAUCCCGAAAUCUCUGUUCAGUCUAAAUCCCAUUAAGUUUCCUUUUAGCUUUAAAUUUCAAUGGGAGUUUUGCCUGAACACAGACUGCGGGAUCAGGCUCCAGUGUGAGUUAUUUGUAACUAUUUAAUUCAAUCAUUUAUGAAUUGAUUUGGGAUUAAUUUUGUUUAUUUAUCCAUUUCACUGUCGUAGCGCAUCAGAGAUGCAAAGCCUAUGUUAGUAACUACACUUAAAGUUAGUAUUGCUUCAUAGAGCAGCCAGGUUCUGUUACAGACAGGAGAAAAAUAACCACUUAUGUAAAACAGGAGUCUAGUUUUAAUUUCUUUUUUAAUUAAUUUUAAUUGUUUAAAUAUCAAAGUUUAAUUUAUUUAAGUUAAUCUCUUCCCAUUUGCUUAGAAAGUGUGACAUACCUUUAUUAUGGCACAUAAAGCCUUCGUAAUAUAACUUAUUUAUUUAACUUAUUCAUAAUCAUCCGAAGAUGCCCUUGUAUAGUUUUUUGGUUUUUAUUUAGAAUGACCUUUAAAGCACUACAGCUGAUUUGCUGUGAGAACAACAGAGUGAAUUUUGAGGACAAGCAAUGAAUAUUCAGCCUAAAACUGUGCAUCAGAAACAAUAGGGGAAAAAAAAAAAAACAAAGACACCGGGAUACUUUGCCUGAACUUUGUGGCUUCUUAAAACUUAAGCUGGGGG
Messenger RNA from Calidris pugnax (ruff), 5976 nucleotides. It is a transcript of the gene ONECUT2, whose product is annotated as one cut homeobox 2. Gene Ontology annotation, molecular function: DNA-binding transcription factor activity, RNA polymerase II-specific; RNA polymerase II cis-regulatory region sequence-specific DNA binding. Bases 1 to 1251 code for a protein of 416 amino acids. The record is from RefSeq and is a predicted model, not a curated record. Gene Ontology annotation, biological process: regulation of transcription by RNA polymerase II. Gene Ontology annotation, cellular component: nucleus. The transcript has 3 exons. NCBI's taxonomy places the organism in Eukaryota, Metazoa, Chordata, Aves, Charadriiformes, Scolopacidae.